This is a messenger RNA of Cavia porcellus (domestic guinea pig), 939 nucleotides long. RefSeq names its product olfactory receptor 52E1-like. Lineage: Eukaryota; Metazoa; Chordata; Mammalia; Rodentia; Caviidae. The record is from RefSeq and is a predicted model, not a curated record. Gene Ontology annotation, biological process: G protein-coupled receptor signaling pathway. Gene Ontology annotation, cellular component: plasma membrane. Bases 1 to 939 code for a protein of 312 amino acids. The transcript has a single exon. Gene Ontology annotation, molecular function: olfactory receptor activity; G protein-coupled receptor activity.
AUGGCCCCUUCUAAUAACACACAGUUUCAUCCUUACAUGUUUCUUCUCCUGGGAAUUCCUGGCCUUGAAGAACUUAAUGUGUGGAUUGGAUUUCCAUUUUGUGUUGUGUAUUUGACUGCUCUUCUGGGAAAUAUUGCCAUUAUUUUUGUGAUUCAGACUGAAGCCAGCCUCCAUCAACCCAUGUUCUAUUUUGUGGCCACUUUGUCUUCGAUUGACUUGGGUCUGUCCACUUCCACUAUCCCCAAGAUGCUUGGAAUCUUCUGGUUCAAAUCCAGAGCAAUCUCUUUUGAGGGAUGCCUCGUGCAGAUGUUCUUUAUCCACUUGUGCACAGGCAUGGAGUCAGCUGCACUUGUGGCCAUGGCCUAUGAUCGCUAUGUGGCCAUUUGUAACCCUCUGCACUAUACAUUGGUUCUGACAAACAAGGUGGUGUCAGCCAUAGCUUUGAUCAUCCUCCUGAGACCAUUGGCCUUUGCAAUUCCAUUUGUGGUGCUCAUCCUGAGACUGCCCUUUUGUGGACAUCGAAUCAUUCCCCAUACAUACUGUGAGCACAUGGGUAUUGCCCGUCUGUCUUGUGCCAGCAUCAAGGUUAACAUCAUCUAUGGCUUAUGUGCCAUUUCCGUGCUGGUAUUUGAUAUCAUAGCAAUCAUCCUCUCCUAUGUCCAGAUCCUACGUGCUGUCUUUCGCCUACCUUCUAGAGAUGCCCGGUUAAAGGCACUCAGCACCUGUGGCUCCCAUGUGUGUGUCAUGCUCUCCUUCUACACGCCAGCACUUUUCUCCUUUAUGACCCACCGGUUUGGCCGAAAUGUUCCUCAAUACAUCCAUAUUCUUCUUGCCAACUUUUACGUUGUCAUCCCACCUGCUCUCAACCCUGUUAUUUAUGGGGUCAGAACUAGGCAGAUCAGAGAGAGCAUAAUUAAAGUGUUUAAGGAUAAAUUAUAA